CUUAAGCUUCAUAACAAACGCUCGCGCGGGAAGGAAGAGCAACAGCGAGCAACAGGCAGGCAGACUACGGCAGCCUCGUUAUCACUACUCCACGCCAUAUCGUGAGCCAGAGCACAGUGAAUUAUCAGCACGUUUGGCUGCGUACGGUGCGAAAGAAUUUGAACGCACAUACAUUGCCCUUCCCUCCGUGCGUGCGUGCACGUGUUGUGUCCACGUGUUGUGUCCACGGACAACCACGACGAGCCUGGGCGUGACGCCUGGGGAGAGAUUUUGCAGGGAGCGCAGCUGCGUUGUGGAGCGCGGGUUUGAGUCCCGGUCCGGGUCGCAGGGGCUUGUGCGCGGAACGAGUCCGAGUCUCGGCAAGGCGCGUGAGCUGCGGUAAGAGGAACCGGGAGGAGCCGGGAGGAGCCGCGGAGACCUCAUCCCGGAGGAGGAGGAAUGGGGAACGCGAUGGACAAGCACGUGGUUCGAGGCACCGACCUGCACUUCCACGCGGCCGUGCGCGGUGCCAACGUGCGCCUGGACGAGCGGGGCACGCGCGCCACGCGCCGCAAGGGCUUCUGCGGGGGGCUGGCGCUGAGCGCGCGGCCCGUGCGCCCGUGCGAGCGCGUCCACGUGCGCCUGGGCCCACGCGACUCCGAGUGGCAGGGGGCGCUGCGCGUGGGGUUCACGAGCCGGGACCCCGACACCAUGGCGCUGCCGCUGCCACCGUAUGCGCUGCCGGACCUGGUGGACCAGCGCGGCAGCUGGGCGGACCGCGUGCCCGAGGAGUUGGCCGUGCAGGGUGCCGAGAUCGCCUUCUGGGUGCAGGCGGACGGCAGCAUGUUCUGCAGCGCCUGGCUGCCCGGGAGCUCGCGCCGGCACGGCCGCGCGAGGGUCUGGCGCCUGAAGGGACGCGUGGAGGCGCGGCUGCCGCUCUGGGCCGUCGUGGACGUGUACGGCACCACGCGAGACGUGCAGCUCCUCGGCACGACCGUCCAGCCGCCCGUCUGCUCGGGGCGCAGCUCCGCACGCGUCACUCUCCCGAUCGCGCCCCAGGCGCUCCGGACACCACCGCCGCCACCGCCGUCACCGCCGCCGCCACCGCCGUCACCGCCGCCGCCACUGCGGCGGCGCGACGUCUCCGUGUGCGCCGCGUGCGCUCCGGCCGGCACGGAGUGCGUCGUGUGCAUGCACGGGCCGCGGCAGGCCGCCUUCGUCCCGUGCGGCCACUACUGCGUGUGCGAGACGUGCGCCACGCUGCUCUGCGAGUGCCCCCUGUGUCGCCGCCCGUGCGAAAACGUCAUCCGCAUCUACUGCUCCUAGCGAGCUCCGAGCGAACGUCAUCCACAUCGACUGCUCCUAGCGAGCUCUGAGCGAACGUCAUCCACAUUGACUGCUCCUAGCGAGCUCCGUUGGCACGGGAGGCCUCUGCGGGCGGAGGCACAGGCCAGAAGGGCCGUGCCGUGCGUGGCCCGGCACGGCCGCGGGCGACGCGACCCGUGAGCUGAGAUCAGACGCCGGGCGGUUCGCGUUCGCUCGCAGCAGGACCCGGGGUCCCGUGCUGCCCGUCGGCGCGAAAUACGAGUCGGGGGUUUGCGAGCCUUCCCGGCUUUUCGAUCGCCCCCAAACUCUGAAGCACGGACUGUCGCACGGCCGAUGGGGUGUGCGGUCGACUGCCGGCCGCCCUGCACCACGCCGUACGACAGAAGACGAAGUACUGCACACCAUACAGACACGAUUGGUGGAUGCUGUCGAAUGCACACGGAAUGCAGAAUUCUUCCCGAUAAAGGAACAACUUUACGCAAAUGUUGCACUUUCCCUGAUGCUGUGAUUUCCAUAACCUCAGAACUCUGAUGCUUGUCAACUACGGUGUAGCCAAUACUGUAGUGCAUUCGUGAUGAUUAUAGGAAUUGUCUACGCUAAUGACCAACUCACUCAGAAUGUACGGGUCUCAUCAGAUCUAAGAUGGGAAGUCGAGGGGAGCCUGGAGAGUGCAGAGAUGGACGCACACGCAACGUUCUCAUCACGCUUUAGGGGCUAAGUCGUGGGCAGCAGAUGGCAAGUGCGGCAUAAUCCAUUGUACUUUACUUCUAUGCUACCUAUCUUCACCAACCACGCUGACCAGUGUGGUGAAGUGGAGUCGAUCAACCCCCGCGACUCAUCCUGCAGUGGCUUGAGAAAAGGGCUGUACGUGCACAGACGUAACGGCAUCUCAAUGUGGCAACAUUUACUCUUCAUGAGAGAGAUGUUGGUCCAAACAUUAAUCACCACCGAGGCACACGCAGGCUGCAGGCCGUUUAACAACCAACACACGGUGACUCAGUGGCCCCUCCAACGGCGCCGCUACGGGGUGACCGUCUAGCACGACCGAGGGAUUGAGAGCCGCCGGACUGGUCAAGGUAUCUCUAUCGCGCAAGGCUAUGGUGCAUAUGCUGGACGUUGUCUGCAAGGUUCUCAGCAGAAGUUGUCAUCUAGCUUUACCCAAUGAGGCAAUGUGACAGUAAAUAUAAAUGUUUUGUACGUUUAGACCAUGAUUGCCGGCACACAUCACGUGAAGUUUUUUAACCGGGCAGUAUUUACCAGGGCGGUCAUUUGCCUUGGGCCGCGAGCCAGUGGCGAGCGCUGGCGGCGGCGGCGACGCAGGACGCGCGCGGGGACGCCCACGGCCACGCUUCCUCUAGCGCUCGGCCUCCGAAGCGUGACGUACCAUGUCUGCCGUGCCAUGUCUGCCAUGUCAUGUCGACCACGGGCGUUGGGAUGAAGCCCCCAGACAGUGGCCAGAGGCCGUCCCGCCGCUGCGGCCGCUCGUCGCAGCGGCGGGGGCCACGACGAGCGGAGUUCGUGUUUGGCAUCGUGGCCCUGAAGUCCCACGACAAGCGGAGCGACCGCCGAGCAAGUCGGUCUUGGGGUUCGUCGCGGGACGACCGCGAGCCGGUGGAAGGGUGAGGUCCUCGGUGUCCGAGGGUUGACCCGAGGCGUCGUGAUUUGAGGAGGACGGUCAGACCACGUGGAAGGCCACGGAGCGGGGAGACCGGCGAUGGCAAUCUUGAACUCCACUGAAAAGUUGUGUCCCUCAAACCAACAUUUAAUGAGUGUUUGACUCAACAUGUGACUGCUUUAGUCAACUGGACAAUGAUAAAAUUAUUCAACGAAAUCUAAAAUUCCACCUGGGGUUGUCGACGUCGAGACCGAGACUCUAGCUACAACAGGAAGUGCUGACUGUGUCCGUCUGUAUGUUGGGACUUACCGAAAGAACCAAAGAGUAUGUUGGGACUUCUUUCGCGCCGUACGUAGCCAACCGCUCUAAUCGGAGGUGCAGGCAGGUGCGACUCAAUGAACUCUGAAGGUCACGAUGGUUUUGUGUAUGCAUACUGUGUAGCAAAUGGGCGCAUGCACCCUCACCUGCAACACCCUCACCUGCAACACCCUCACCUGCAACACCCUCUACCACCCGGCCACAACAACAACAACAAUCCAUAUGGCCACCAGAGACCAUUCCCGAACUCAAGCGAGGCGUUGCGAAGUGGUGAAUGUUGUAGAGGCACCACGCAUCCCGAUAUUACAAAUAUACUAUGGCCAGGUAACUGUUGGGACACACACGCCGAUAUGUGUUCAAGGAGAAUCUAGUUAAUAUAAUGUACGAUAGUGUGCAUCGUUUAAAUGGUUUAUACCUGCCCGUUGUUAUACAGACCUCGCCUCUCAUGUUUACAUGUGUCUAUCAUGUGUCUAUCACGUGUACUCUGUUACCCAAGUUAAGUGAAUCGCAGUCUUGCUGUACUGACGACGAUGCCACACUCUUGUAACUACAGUAUAUAGUUUAUAUACAUAUUUCAUUAUCAAUGUUAAAGCACAACAUAAAAUGUCAUUAUUAUUUGCACUACAAAAUUAAACUGGUGUCUUCAAUGACGAUAUGUAAAGUC
Lethenteron reissneri (Far Eastern brook lamprey) is the source of this 3902-nucleotide messenger RNA. RefSeq names its product E3 ubiquitin-protein ligase NEURL3-like. The record is from RefSeq and is a predicted model, not a curated record. Gene Ontology annotation, molecular function: ubiquitin protein ligase activity. Lineage: Eukaryota; Metazoa; Chordata; Hyperoartia; Petromyzontiformes; Petromyzontidae.